Messenger RNA from Acanthochromis polyacanthus (spiny chromis), 5565 nucleotides. Its product is annotated as desmoglein-2-like. The transcript is spliced from 15 exons. The record is from RefSeq and is a predicted model, not a curated record. NCBI's taxonomy places the organism in Eukaryota, Metazoa, Chordata, Actinopteri, Pomacentridae. Gene Ontology annotation, molecular function: calcium ion binding. Gene Ontology annotation, cellular component: desmosome; plasma membrane. Gene Ontology annotation, biological process: homophilic cell-cell adhesion. The coding region runs from base 205 to 4149 and encodes 1314 amino acids.
AAUCUGUUUUAUGUUUUGUCGAGAAGGCUUGCACUGGAAAGUCCGCCCAUUAACACUCCGGCUACUGGGAGCGGCUCGGUCCGGAACACCUUCCUCCUCCUCCUCCUCCUCCUCCUUCAGUAAGUCCAGCAGCUCUCAUCAGUCCUCUACAGUUCACUUCAGUCCACAGACUGUGAUGUUCUUCCUCCGGACUUGUCUUCAGUCAUGAUUCGGCUUUCUUCGGCCGUGUUCGUGUUUCUGCUGUUUGCGCUCCAGGCGGUGGCUUUGGUCGGAGGCAACCCAGGAGACAAGCUCAUACGAAAAAGAAGACACUGGAUUACUCCACCAAUACAACUGACAGAAAACGUGAACUAUCAAGAUCGCAAAUCUGUUGCCAGGAUUCAUUCAGAUCUUGAUAAUGGCCAAGGGAAUGUUCUUUACUCCCUGAAAGGCAUCGGGGCAAGCCGACAUCCCUUCCAUGUGUUUGUAGUUGAUGCUAAUACUGGACUCAUACGUGUCACCAGGGUGCUUGACAGGGAGGACAUUAGCAUCUACAAUCUGACAGGGGUCGCUCAGUUCAGAAAUGGCACUGUGGCCGAGGACGACAUCGACAUCGUAUUCAAGAUUGUAGAUGAGAAUGACAAUGCACCGGUGUUUGUAGACAUGAAGCCUGGAGAGGUGGAGGAGCUCAGUCCUGUAGGGACUUCGGUUAUGCAAGUUCUUGCUACUGAUGCUGAUGAACCAGAGAAUAACAAUACUUUGAUAGCGUACAGCAUCAUAGACCAGAAGCCACCUGAUGACAUGUUCUACAUGCUCCAUAAUGGCUCCGUCUACGUCAAAAACGCUUCGCUGGACAGAGAGAAAACACAUCAGUACAUUCUGACAGUGAAAGGUCAGGACCAAAACGGUGAACCACAUGGCAAAACGGCAACCAGCACUGUGACCAUUAAUGUACGCGACGUGAACGACAAUCCUCCCACUCUGGAAAAAGACAAGUAUGUGGCAAGCAUUAAUGAGAACACACAAGGUGUGGAGGUUUUGAGAAUAAAAGCAGAGGACCUGGACCAGAACCACACCGGAAACUGGGACGCUGUUUUUGAAAUUGUUGAAGGCAAUGAUGACGGGCUCUUCAGCAUUAAAACAGAUCCCAACACCAACGAGGGCAUCCUAAUGCUUGACAAGCCUGUGGAUUAUGAGAAUGUGAAAGACCUUAACCUAGGGCUAAUUGUGAAGAACAAGAAUCCACUGGUUGGUGGACCUGGAGGUGGAGCAGGGGAUGGAGAUGGAGAUUGGGACGAAGAUGAGGAUGGAGAAGGAGGAGCAGGUGGAGGAGGUGGAGGAGGUGGGCCAGGGGGUGGUGGAGGAGCAGGUGGAGGAGGUGGAGGAGGUGGGCCAGGGGGUGGAGGAGGGAAGCCAGGGAGUGGAGGUGGGAAGCCAUCGAGUGGAGGAGGAGGAGGGAAGCCAGGUGGACCAGGUAAACCAACUGGUGCAGGAACUCGUCCUGGUAAAUCACCAAGUAGGAAAAAAUUUAAAACCUAUCCCAUCAAAAUUGACGUGAAGGACCUGCCUGAUCCACCGCGAUUUAGUCCCAAAGUCAAAGAUAUCCCCGUCUCAGAGGGAGGUGAGCCCAUCAGCCUGGACAACGUUGUUGCCACCUACCCUGCAAUCGAUGGAGACACUGGGAAACCGGCUCAGAACGUCAAGUAUGCCAAGGGCUCCGACCCUGACAACUGGAUAUCCAUCGACCCAGAAACUGCUGAGAUCAGAUUGAACAAGAUUCCUGACAGAGAGUCCCCAUCCCUGGUCAAUGGGACAUAUAUUGCUAAAAUACUUGCCAUUUCAGAAGACACACCAGCAAAAACAGCCACCGGCACCAUAGCCAUCCAGGUAGAAGAUGUUAAUGACAACUGUCCCGUCCUGACCAAUAACUUCCAGAACAUCUGUACCUCAGUGAAAGAGGUUAUUGUGACUGGCAUGGAUGAGGAUGGGGACCCUAAUGGAGCUCCUCUUGACUUUGCCAUUGUCCCAGAAAACACUCAGGGAAAAUGGCAAUUGGAGCAUCUGAAUGGCACUGCAGCCAUCCUGAGAGCUGAGGAGUCCGUGUGGCCCGGUCACUAUGAGGUGGAAUUUGUGGUGAAGGACCGGCAGGGAUUUGCUUGUCCUCAACCACAGAUACUGAAGAUCCAAGCUUGUGUCUGUGAGGAUGGAGUGACGUGUAGUCAACAAGAUGCCAGCAGUCAGACCAGCAAGGAAGUAAACUUAGGAUCUGCAGCCAUCGGAGUGCUGCUGCUGGGUCUGCUGCUCCUACUACUCAUCCCUUUGUUGAUGCUCUUCUGCCAGUGUGGGGACACUGCAGGCUUUCCAGACCUCUUUACAGAGAUGCCUUUUGACACCAAGACACGCCUCAUAAACUACCACACUGAGCACCUGGGAGAGAAACCGGAAGCAUCACUGCUGGACAUGCCUAAACACUUGAAAAGAGAUAUAAUCACCAUGGGUAUGGGCGCAGCUAAGAAGGCUGUUGCAAUAGCACCUUUGUCAGCUUUGGAUUUCCAUCAUUCAGUCACUUCUGUGAACGAGAUGAAUGGAGGCAUCUUCCAGGAAGAUUUUACAAGUGUUCACGGAGAAGGAAUGCAGUGGAUGAACCAGAUUGACGGCUUUGGCUUCUCCUCUGAGACUGAGGGAAGAGAAUCUCAUGGAGGUGAAGAAAUGUUUGACCUCAUGUCUCUACCAGACCACUUCCUGGACCAGUACUACAGUCAGGUGACCAGUAGAUAUGACGACUUUAAAGUAAAGGACAAUCUGAUGAUGUACGACGAUGAGGGCAAGGGCUCGUCUGCGGGCUCGGUGGGCUGCUGCAGCCUUCUGGAAUCUGACGAUGACUUACAGUUCCUCGACGACCUCGGGUUAAAAUUCAAGACCCUCGCUGAGUUGUGUGGAGGCCAGAAAAUCCCAGUUGAAGAAGUCAAAGAAGUGCGCUGUCCUCCACCCAGUUCCUCUAUUUCCAGCGCUCAGACCUCAGUAUCAAGCGUGGUAGUGACCCAACAGUUGCCCCCUCCGCCCAAGCUGCAGCCAACUACCCCCAAAGCAGAGCAGGCUGUAGUCAGGAAGACAACUGAGCAUUCUCAGUUGGUCAGGGAAAGCGCCCCCAUAGUGAGGGAAGAGAUGACUGCAGUAAGAACAGGGACGUUAAAUCAAAACCAGAUGCUCCUCCUACAGCAGCAGCAGCAGCAGCAACAGCAGCAGCAGCAGCCUGUCUACUACAACAGCAUUCCUAUGUUACAGCCGAUGCACUACGUCAUCCAGCCACAACUUCAGAACACACUACUGCUGGCUGAGGCACCAGCCGCCAACAUACAAGGAAUGGUGCUGGUUCAUAACGCCCAAUCUGGGCCUUCGCCAGGGGUAGUCAUUCAAGGGCAGGCAGUGAUGUCCAAUGGACAAGCGCCGGGCCCAGGCAUGGUACUGGUGGAGAACAGUGGCGUCCAUGGGAACUGUGCCAGUCUAAUCUCUGCUGGAAACUUCCCUGAUGUCAACGGUGGUGGUGCCAAGCUGAUCCACACCGGCAACUUCUCUGAUGUCAACGGUGGCGGUGCCAAGCUGAUCCACACCGGCAACUUCUCUGAUGUCAACGGUGGCGGUGCCAAGCUGAUCCACACCGGCAACUUCUCUGAUGUCAACGGUGGCGGUGCCAAGCUGAUCCACACCGGCAACUUCUCUGAUGUCUAUGGAAGCUGUGCUAACCUGAUCCACGCCAGCAAUUUGUCUGAUGUCAGCGGUGGCGGUGCUAAUCUGAUCCACACCGGCAAAUUCUCUAAUGUUAAGAGGAGCUGUCCUAACCUGGUCCAGGCUGCCACAUUCUCUGAUGUGUAUGGUGGCUGUGCCAAUCUGAUCCAAACCAGCAACUUCUUAGGCCCCCAGCCCAUGAUGCUUGUCGAAGGCAAGGUCCCUGCAGGAUCAAUGAAAAUGCGAAGGGGGAGCCAAACAUGCUUUGUUCAAGAAGGCACUGUACAGCCAGGAGGGAUUUCAGGAUCUCAGAAACUCCUGGAGAGAUUGAAGGUGGCGAAGGAGGCAGGACGUGUGUCCCAGAAGAGGUCUUCAGCUUCCAAAGUGUCUCCUGUUGCAAAGACUACUCGUUCAUUGUCUGUUGGAGCAACAACUAUGGUGUAGCUUUUGGCAAGACAACCUCUCAGAUAUGUCCAUUAUUCCAUGUCAGAAGUAGUGAAGCUACAUCGACAGUGUUGUGCUUUGUUUGGGUUAGGAAUAAGGACUAAAUGACUAGUUUCCAGUGUAUUAAUUAAUGCACUAAACUAAAAUCACAUCACUAUAUACCAGGCUAACAAGCUACAUUUAGCUUAAUCUGAAACUACAGACAAUCAGUUCUUUUGCAAAGUGCCUCAUUCUCCUGACAUGAAAGUUGUCACACAUUUCACUUUCAUUUAGAAGUGACCCAGGAAAGAGCCAGUUUACAGACCAAUCAGUUGUUUGAUCACUGUGUAAAUGCAUAAAUAAAGGAAUCUCGUUUAGCUGCUUUCACACAUGCUAGCAGUGUAAUGUGCAGAGUGCAUGCACAGUGGUUCAUGUCUUGUGACAAAACAUUUCACAAAACUGACCCCACACCUGGCAGCUCAACUUCCUCGCUUACUUCUUGCCGUACAUUAAUGGUCCUGUUGUGGUUGGAGUCAUGCUCCAUAUAUGCUAAACUAGAUGGUGAUAAACUAGCCUCUUCCUGGUGGCCGGGGCAAAGUUUCCAUCCAUUUCUAAAGAAAUGCAUUUCCUAGCGUUGUAAUGUAGUUUAGCUGACUUUAUUGAUUACCUCAUUUAAAUUAAGCACUUGCCUCAUUUCAGCAGAGUUUGAGGGUUCUGUUUCUGUUCUGCAGCUCUCUUCUGCAUCUCCUUUUCUGCUGCCUGUUCAACUCAGCUUCAUUUGUGUCUGUUUCCACACAGGUUUGUUCAGAUGUCUGUUUUACACUCUGGAGAGCAAAACCAGAGCUGUGUUUAGACAGACAUACAAACAGCAGAACAGACUCAGUGAAGGAGUGACAGGUCAAGUGAAGAUAAUGUUUAACGAGUUGAAAGCAACACGUUGCAGUCAUUUGUUGUAUAUUACAAUGCUUUGUGGGCUAAUUGCGGCUAGAUUAUUUUUUGUUGACGCUCAGCCUUUCUGGUUUCUGAUUGUAGAUGAAACCUAAAGGGAGGGGAAGAUGUUGUCAACAUGCUGUUAUGUUUUGGUCGGGGAUGCUGGUACUUUAAUGGCUUCAGUGGGUCUGAAUGUCAUGUUCAGCAGCUUUAAUAAGGGCUGGUGCAAUUUAUCACGGCUUGCUGCCUUUCUUUCUCUGUACAUGUUUGUAAGGGGUGGGGAUGCUAUGUGUUAUCCUGCCAAGCAACAAUUUAGUUUUAUUUGUAUCUGUUCACAUACUUUUGUAUGGUUAUAAUGUUUGCAAGAUUUAAACAAACCACAAUAUUUACUUCAUUUUGGGAUAGAAAGUUCUUUACCACUAUCAUUGUUUGUACGUUCAAUCUUGUGGCAGUUGAGCUCUUCACUGUUUUUCAGUAUAAAUAAAAUAGAUGGCAAUGUCUCAUUCA